AUGGCUGCAUUGGCUCAAAAUUGGCAAAGUUUAUUGAAUAUAAGACCGACUGAUAUUCAUGUGGAGAAUCAAGUAGAGGAUGAGAAAAAUGAACAACUUGGUGAAUUAUAUAUAAAACUUAAUGCAGAUGAACUUAAUAAUAUUGAUGAUUUACGACAUGCAUUACGACUUGGUCAACGAUUUACUGACUUAUUUCGAGAGCAAAAAGUGGAGUAUUGGGAAACUUUAGUCAAACUUGGACAAGAGAAUGAAAAAUUAAAAAAGACAUCGUUUGCAAACGCUAAAGAGGCGGAUACAUUUUUAAAAGAUCGAAUAAGUGAUCUUGAACGUCGCUUGCUUCUUACUGAAAACCAAGCAGAAGAAUAUAAAAAACAAUAUGAAAAUGAAUUCGGCGAACUAGGACAAAUUCGUGAUGAACUUAAAAAAAGUGAAGCGAAAGUUCGAGAUUUACAAAAUGAGAGAGAUAAUCUCAGGAAAACAUCGGAAGAUUUACAAAAACUUGUAUCAGCAUUGAACGCUUCAAGUCAAGUAAAACCUGAUGAUGUUGAACGAACACAACGUAUACGAGCUGUGGAAAAAGAACUUAGUGAGCUUUUGGAUGAAAAUAAUAAUUUCUUUGAAGAUAAUCAAAAGUUAAGAAAAGACCUAACUGAUCUUCAACGAAAAGAAAAAGAAGAGGCUGAUCAUAUUAACAAAUUAUCAACUGAUAAUAAACAUAAAACAGAACUUCUCAAUGAGAAAGAACAAGAAAAUCAAGAGUUAAGACAACGUAUUAAUUUAUUAGAAAGUCAAAAUGUCAUGGUUUCUGGUGAUGACGAUGAUGUCAUUAUGAAAGCUGUCGAAGACCGUGUUAAACAAUGGAAAGAUGUUUUUAAAGCAAAAGAUGAUGAAAUCGAUGAUCUGAAACGAAAACUAAUUAGUCUACAUGAUAAAUUACAAAUUUAUUCAAUGGACGAUCAAAAAGCUGAUGUUACUGCUUUAAAUAAAGCAGUUGCUGAAAAAGAUCAACAAAUAUUAAUGUUAAAAAGAAAAGUCGAAGAAGCAACCAAUGAUUUAAUCAAACAAACUGAUGCUCUUGAUCGAAUGCGAAGUGAUUAUACAGCAUCAAAUGAUCCAACAGCGAUAGCAAAUCGGUCACAAGCACUUGAAACAAGUCGUUUAAAAAAACAAGUAAAUGAUUAUGAAAAAGAAUUAGCCGAACGUGAUACUCGUUUACAUGAUCUUGAUAAACAAUUAAAAGCAUUCUUGGAUAAUAAUUACGAGUUACGAGAUGCUGUACACGAAAUACGUCAAUUAAAAGAACAAUUAAAAUUAAAAGAUCGACAAAUAGAAGAUUUAGCACAAUAUGCAUCACGAAAUGAACUUACUGUUCAUGAAGUAACAGAUGAAAAUGAAGAAUUACGAGCAAAAUUAGGUAUGGAUCCUCGAACACCAAUGACAGUUGAACAACUUAAAACAGCAAGAAUGACUCGUACUGAAGCAAAUCAAGCUGUUGUACAAGUUUUACAAAAAGAAAUUGAACGUCUUGAAGAAGAACGAUUAAAAUUAAAACAAAAUUGUCGUCAAUUAGCUCGUCAAGCAGGUGUACGAGCAGCUGAAUUAGGUCUUGCUGGUGAUUCUGUAUGGAUUGAUGAUAAUGGUAUACCACGACCAAGUGGUACAACGGCUGAUGAUGCUAUCCGUAUAGCACGUAAUGAUUAUGAUCAACAAUUAAAAGCUUCUGAUGCAAAUAUUGAUCAACUUCGUCGUGAACUUAUCGAAAAAACCAAUGAAAAUCGUGCAUUAAUUACUGAAAUUCAUGGUCUUGAACAAGGUUUAAAAGAAAUUGAUGAACAAUUAAAACAAAAACGUUUUCAACGAGCAGCAAGUGGUGAUCAAUCAUCAUCUUAUGUUAUUCAAUGUCCAUCAUUAGAUAAAAUGCUUCAAGUUCUCGAAAGUCAAUCACUUACUGGUCGAUACGAUGGUGUAAUGAUGCUUAAAAGUGAAAAUGAUAAAUUACUUGGUCGUAUUGCUGAAUUACGUGAUGAACUGUAUAAUGCUAGACAUGAAAAAACCAAAUCUGAUGUUAAUCUUAAAUUAGCUCUUGAACAAAAUGAAAAACUUCAACGUGACCUAAAAUUAUUUGAAGAAGCUGGUGCUGUUCCACUUGCAUUUCAAUCAAUGAAAUUACCUGAUGGCUUAACACCAUCAAGUCGAGAUAUUAUUUCAUUACUUAAUGAAUAUCUUGUUGAUGCUUUAGCUGAAGUAACAGCACAACGUGAAAUGAAUAAACAACUUGAAGAAGGACUUGAUAAAUAUCGACGAAAAUUAAAUGUUAUUAAACAUCAAACAGGUUUACUUUAUAAAGAUUUUCAUGAAAAACAACAACUAUGGUCAAGUGAACGUGAACAAACCAAUGAAGCAAAACGUGAUUUACAAACUGAAAUUGAAAAAAAUCUUGUUAAACUUCAAGAGUUUGAUCGUCUGCUUAAUACACUAGAACAAGAUGAUGCUGAAGUUCGUCGUCGUAUUGCAGAAGUAACAAGAAAAAUAACGGUUUUACGUGUUAAUGAAAAAGAAUUAGCUAGAAAAAUUCUUUCAUAUCAAGAUAUUGAAUCAAAAUUAAGAAAGGAUAAUACAAAAUUACGUACGGAAGUUAUUGAUAUGGAAGUUGCUGUUCAAACGCGUUUAAACUAUUUACAACGCUUUAAAGAUACAGCAGCUUAUCGUAUAAAACAUUUACAAAAACAAGUUGAAGAAAGUGUACAUCAAACAGAAUUAGAUAAACUUAAUAAAAAAUAUGAAGAUGUUGUUGAAAAAUAUCGAGAUCUACUUGAACAACAACAUACAUAUAUUCAACAAACAGAACAAACAUCUAUAGUAUCAGACGCAAAUCGUCGAUUAACAGAUGAAGUUGAAUUUCUUAAACGACAAUUGCAAAUUGAUAAAGAAAAAAUGCAUUUAUUAGAAGAAACAAUGGAAAAUCUUAAAAAUCAAGGUUUAAUUAAUUCUGGCUAUGCUACGACAAUGCUUCGAACCAGUACUACUGGUUCACUUGAUGAUGAUAAUCCAGGAAGUCUUUCACGUAAAAUAACUGUUCUUGAAAUGAAAGAACUUAAUGAACGGCAACGUGCUGAAUAUGCACAAAAACUUUAUGAUCAACAACGUGUAACACUUCGACAAAUGGAAGAUCGAAAUCUUGAAUUAGAACACAAAUUUAGUGAAUUAACUCGAAUGAAUCUUGAAAUGCAACGAGCUGAGCGUGAAUUACGUGAUGAACUUGCGUAUAGUGUGCCACGAACAGUAUCUGAUGCUGACAAACGACGUAUAUCUGAACUUGAAGGCAUUGAAAUUCAAUCUAAACAAGAAAUAGCACGUUUACGUGAAAUAUCUGAAGUAGCAACUUAUCAAGUCGGAGCUAUUAAUGAUAUGAAAGUAUUAGAUGAAAAAGAAUUUCAAUCAUUACGCCUUCAAUUACUUGAUUUACAAUCAAAAUCAGAUGAUAAAAGCGAAAUUGGUAAACUUCAUCGUCAUAUUCUUGCUUUACAAAUAAGUGAAGCAACAUCUAAACGAAAACAAUUACAAUCAGAUAAUGAUUUAGCUAAACAAAAAGCAUUACUUCUUCGAGCUGAACAAAAAUUAGAUGAAAAAGAACAAAGUCUAUUUUUUAUUCGUCAAGAAUAUACACAACGUAUUCGAUAUUUAAGAACAGCUUUACAAGAUUAUCGUCAUAAAUAUGCAGGUGCAUUACCAUUACGUGUACAAGAAUCAUAUGCUAAAACAAUGAUUGAUUUACGUAAUGGUAAAAAACAAUUAGAUCUUGAUAUGAAAAAAUUAGCCGAUCAAAAAUUUGAUCUUGAAACACAAAUAGCAUCAUAUGAAUUUAAACAUAAAUCACUUGAAGAACUUUUAGCUACACUUAAAGAUGGGCAAGGUAAUGCACGUGUACAAAAAAUGAUUGAAUGGCAACAAAAAUUAGAAAAAGUUAAAUUAAAUGAAUUAAGACAUAUUCGACUUAAUAAACGUUUGGAAACGGAUAAAGCACAUUUGAAUAAAGUAGUACAACAACUUGAAAUAAAUGUAACUGAACUAGAAGAAGAAAAUGUGAAAUUUGAAAAGGAAAUCGAAGAAAGACAAUUAAUUUGGGAACAUCGAGAAUUAGAAAUGGAAAGAAAAAUCGAUCAACUUGAAAAACAACAAAAUGAUAUUGCUGAUGCUGCAAAACGAUUCGAAGAAGCUAUCGGCAAUUAUCCUGAUCCAUCAUUACCUGUAGCUCAUCAAUUAGAACAAGCUUUACGAAUCAUUCGUGAAAAUAUACAUCUAUUAAUGGAAGCUAAAGUACAACAUCAACUUGUUGAAAAGAGAACUGCUGAACAUAUUGAAAAAGUUCGUGAAAUGGAAAAUGCUAUAUUAGCUCGUGAUAAAAUUAUUCAUGAACUACGACUUCGUUUACCAACAACAACUAUUCUUGAUUCAGAUAAACUUAUAUCAGAUGUUAUGACACGACCUGAUGAUUUUUCACGUUUAGCUGCUGUUCGAGCAGCACAAUCAACAAUUGAUAGUCUUCAAGCUCGUAUUAUACAAAAAGAAGAAAGUAUUCGUAAAUAUCAAGAAAUGCUUAAAGAAGCUCGAGAUGAUUUAAAUAAACAAACACGACAACAUGAAGAAGAACUUCAAUUACUUAAUGAACAGUUACAAAAUAAACGUGAUUUAGAUUUUAUUCGUUUUAAAGAAUUUGUUGAACGAGGAGGAAAUCCAGCUCAUUUUCAUGGUACACCUACAUCAUUUGAAUUAGCACGUGUACGUGAACUUGAAGAAAAUGUUGCUGUACAAGAAAAUACAAUUGCACAUUUAAAUGAAAAAUUACGUGAAGCACGUCGUGAAGCUGAAACAUGGAAAGCACGUUUAACACAAAAAAUGGAACAAUUUAAACACGAUCGAGAAAAUGUUAAAACCAGUUACGAAAAAAUUGUGGAUGAACUUAAUCGUGAAAUAGAACAUCAUCGUUCACAAUUACAAGAUCAACAAGCUAGAAUUGGACAAAUGAAUGAAUAUGAGAAUGCACAAAAAUCUUCACCUAGCAAAGGAACAAAAGAUUUUACAAAAACUGGAGCAAAUCAACCACCAUUAAAAGAAGAAAAACGUCAAGAAUUCAUACGUGCUUUAGCUGAUAUUCGUAGUGAUAUGGUUAAAAUAGCUGAAGGAAAUCUAAAAGCUAUGAAUGAAGAAGAUAAACAAAGUCUUUCUAUACAAGCAUUAAUUACAAAUAAAACAGCACAAUUACAAGAAAAAAUUGAUGAUUAUGAAGGACAAAUACAAAAUUUAAAACGAGAAUUAAAAACACAAAAAGCUUUAGCACAACAAUCUACGGACGAAGCAGCUGAUGCUAGACAAAAAUUAGGUCAAAAUGAAAAGAAAUUAACUAAACUUCAACAACAAAAUGCAGCACUAACAGAUAAUGCACAACGAAGAAUGGCUGGUCAACAAUUUCAACAAGGCCAGGGUGAAGAUACCAUCGAAUCAUUACGACGUCAAAAUCGUCUACUCGAAGAUAAACUUCGUAAAACAAAAACAGCUGAACGCCCUAUGGAUGAAAACCGGGAUGAACGAACAAGACGAACAGUUGAAUCAUUGCAACAACAAGUAACUGAUUUAGAUACACAUAAAAAAGAAUUACUUAAAUUUAAUCAACAAUUAAAAGAGGAAUUAAGCAAAGUUCGAUUACGUAAUGAAGAGUUACAAAAAAUCAAUGUAUUUUUAAAAGCUGAAAAUGAAAGUUUAAGAAAUGGUGAUAGUCCACGAUCAACAUCGAGUGGCGGUAUUCGACGAAUUGGUGAAUCUGGUCGAUCAACUGUUGAACUUGAAAAAAUAAUUGCAUUAAUGAAGAAGAAAAUUGAUCAUCUUCAAGCAGAAAAUCAAACACUUAAAUCAGAUCUUGAUCGACAACGAGCAACCAAUGAUUCAAAUCGAGCAUUUUUCACUCAAGCAACAGAAUCAACUAAAGAAAUUGAGCAUAUGGGUCAGACUAAUUCACGACUUCAAAAGGAAGUUGCACUUCUACGUGAACAAGUAGCUCAAUUACAAAUGAAAGCAUUACCACGAUCACCAUCAUCAUCUAAUAAUGGUUUUCAUUGA
Molecule: messenger RNA, 6114 nt
Organism: Rotaria sp. Silwood1
Lineage: Eukaryota; Metazoa; Rotifera; Eurotatoria; Philodinida; Philodinidae
Source: the annotation of a GenBank genome assembly